AUGGACUCCCAAAAAGUCCUCAAGCUUGACCCUAGCGUGUUUGACCCGGCGGCGAUAUCAGAAGACACAAAAGCAUUCAACCACAAGCUGAUGGAUAUCAUGAGCCAUGGCCCCAAAUGGUACGAGGUUGGUGCCAAGCGCUACCGUGAAAUGCGUGCCGCUGGAGAGACACCCCUCCCCAAGGCUACGUACCUCGACACGGCCGAGGACUUCAGCAUUCCCAGCCGGGACCCUUCGCGAAGCAUCCCGUGCCGGAUCCUGCGCCCACAAAACGGCAAGCCGGUCAAAGCCGUGUUUCUGCACAUCCACGGUGGGGGCUGGGUCCUGCAGGACCAGAAAUCCCAAGACCCGGCGUUACAGGAUAUCGCGAACGGGACGGGCGCGUUGUGUUUCUCUGUCGGGUACAGACUUGCCCCUGAGGAUCCCUUUCCAGCAGGACCGGAGGAUUGCUACGACGCGGCGGAGUGGCUGGUCGACCACGCCGAGGCCAAGUUCGGUGCGCCGUUGGGCUUUGUCGGCGGCGAGUCGGCCGGUGGACAUUUGGGCAUGCUGGUCACGUUGCACCUCUUGCAGCAUGCGAAUCCGAAGUAUGCCGGUUUCGCGUUCAAGGGAUUGUUGUUGCACUUUGGCUGUUAUAGCAUGAUCUGGACGCCGCAGGUGUACAACUUCCAGAGAACCCCGCCUUUGGUCUUGGAUCGGGACCUGAUGGAUCACUACAUCGAUGUCUUUUUGCCUGGCAAGUCGGAUAAGGAGAAGCGACAUCCUUCCAUAUCGCCGCUUUUCGCGGACCUGGAACCGUUACGAGGGAGGCUGCCUCCAGCGUUGUUUACCUGUGGUACAGAGGACUGUCUGUUGGACGACACCAUGUUUAUGAGCGUGAAGUGGCUGAUGGCUAAUGGAGAGGCUGUGGUUAAGAUCAUCCCAGGCGCACCUCAUGGCUAUAUCAUGUUUCCCAGGAGUAUGAAAGGCAGUGGAGCCGCCGAGGGUAUGAAGGCGGUCGAAGAUUUCAUGCUAUCAAAACUGACAUGA
Messenger RNA from Cladophialophora yegresii CBS 114405, 1029 nucleotides. RefSeq lists its product as uncharacterized. The transcript has 2 exons. Gene Ontology annotation, molecular function: hydrolase activity. NCBI's taxonomy places the organism in Eukaryota, Fungi, Ascomycota, Eurotiomycetes, Chaetothyriales, Herpotrichiellaceae. Bases 1 to 1029 code for a protein of 342 amino acids. The record is from RefSeq and is a predicted model, not a curated record.